Molecule: messenger RNA, 4487 nt
Organism: Myripristis murdjan (pinecone soldierfish)
Lineage: Eukaryota; Metazoa; Chordata; Actinopteri; Holocentriformes; Holocentridae
Gene: znf296
Product: zinc finger protein 296
Exons: 3
Coding region: 67-2418 (783 amino acids)
Biological process (GO): positive regulation of transcription by RNA polymerase II
Cellular component (GO): nucleus
Molecular function (GO): DNA-binding transcription factor activity; RNA polymerase II cis-regulatory region sequence-specific DNA binding
Source: RefSeq, a predicted model, not a curated record
GAGCGGCGGGCGGGCGGUGCUUACAUUCGCCCUAGCCCCCUUCCUCCCUCCGCUGCGGGGAACAGCAUGAACUUGAACACCGCCUGGCACACUGCGAGUCUCAACAGCGUCCCGACACUGCGGCUGAGUCGGCGGCCAGUCUCUCAUCACUCGGUUCGGGCCAACUUGUCACAGCGGGCCGGUCAGCCACAGCUGGACCAGCUCCGGGGUUUGGGAGCCAGAGGUGCCGAAACAAGUGACACCAUGUCCAGGCGCAAACUUGGAAGCCGACCGCAGCACCUGAGCGCAAUUCAAGAUGUUGCUGAGAUGAUGGACGGCACAGGUCCGUCUUCGCUGGAGAGGCCUUCCCCUCCGGAGGUCAGAGUUUGUGACGAGGGUCGUGACCUCCUGACCUGCGGGCAGUGCAGCCAGGCCUUCCCGCUGGCACACAUUCUGGCAUUCAUCCAACACAAACAGGGGGGCUGUCGCUCCGGGGGCCAGGCUCCUCAAGCCAACACGCCCCCCUCACCUGCCAGCCGGGCACAGCAGCGCGUCACCAACGCUGAGAUGGGGGCAGGAUUCAUCGAGCUGAGGAGAGGGAUGGACAAGGACAGGACCUGGGGGGCGGAGCCCAAAGUGAGAGUGAAGGCGGAGCCGAACAAAACAGUGGCCGAAGAACCCUCCUGUUUUACCUGCCAGCAGUGUGAGGAUGUGUUCCCGUCUGCCUGGGCCCUCUUACAGCACGCUCAGCACACACACUCCUUCAGCAUCUACCAAGAGGAUGAGGAAGAGAAGCGAGGAAGAGGAUCCCUGAAACAGCACAAACCUGCUGCUGCCACUCUGGACCCACGCCACCUCAGUCAAGCACUCGCUUCUGCCUUCCAGCCCUCCGCUCUGCGCCUCCAUCGCUCCCGUCAGACACACUCCUCCUCCUCCUCUGCUAACCUGCAGGCUCUAAACUUCUCUGUCCGACUCAGGGAGCUUGCCGAGGGGAACAGCAACACCGCCACCAGCAACACCGGCGGCUUGCUGCUGUCUCCGUCGUCCUCCCCGCCGGCCGCCUCUCCCUUCCCGCACACCGGGCCGCACCAAGCGGACUUCCCCUGUGAGCUGUGCGGCCAGGGUUUCCAGUCCUUACGCAGCCUGUCAGCCCACCGCAGGACCCACGCCUGCGAGAGGCCCUAUCACUGCGCCGUGUGUGACGAGGCCUUUGCCCAGAGCGGCCAGCUGGCCCGUCACAUGAGGAGCCACCGCAGGGAGGGUGCAGGCGCUGGGGGAUAUGAGCCAGUGGAGAUGGGUGUGGGGCUGAUGGGUGAGGAAGUAGCGAGGCAGGGGAUGAGAGGGAGAUUUCCAAUGCAGUCCGCUGGAUUAGUGGGCGAAGGGGUGAUCAGUGGAAGAGCAGAAUUGAGGGCACAGGGCCCCUCUGAGCUGGACCUGACCAUGCCCAAGCACUUGUCAGUGGGCUCAGGUGUGAUGCUGCUGACCUCCCAGACCAGACCGCCAGACAGGGAGAUGCUCAGGCUGUUCCAGCGCCAGAGAGAGGGAGGCGAGAUCGGCGAGGAGGCAGAGGGACAGGGGGAACAGCAGCAUGCCUCUCCCUGUGCCAGCCCCUCUGAAGGCUCACUGGAGAGUGGCGAGACGGGGGGCAGCGGAGAGAGCGGUAUCGCUAGUGGCAACUGCACACCCAAACGGCCGGAAAUGGACGACAGAGCGCGGGGAGUAGGCGAGUGGGAGAGCAAGAGGGGAGAGAUCAUAGAGAGGGAGAAAGAAUGGGACUCGGCCAAAGCCAGUGAGGUUGUGCAUGAGUGGCAUAGGGAGAAUGCGCGGAGGAGUGUCGGAGGAGGCGGGAGCAGCGAAACGAACAAUAACAACACCAGCAGCAAUUCAGGUGGUAAGAAGAAGAAAGACGAGGCCUGUGAGUUUUGUGGUAAGCAUUUCCGCAACAGCAGUAACCUGACUGUGCACCGGCGCAGCCACACAGGUGAGAGACCCUACCGCUGUGGUCUCUGCAACUACGCUUGUGCCCAGAGCUCCAAGUUAACACGUCACAUGAAGACCCAUGGCGCCCGUGGAGCCAGGGCUCCCUUCUUGUGCCAGUUGUGUGGGGUGCCUUUUACAGUCUACGCCACGCUGGAGAAGCAUUUGAAGAAAGUUCAUGGGCUGAGCCACGCGAGCGUUGGAGCCUACACACAGGCUAGCUCUGCCGACACCACAGCUGUUGUGAAAGCCGAAGAGGAAGCAAUAGUGGUGAAAAUGGAGGAGGAAGAGGCCAGUUUAGAUCAGGUAGAGACGGAGAGCAAUAUGGUGAAAAGUAUGGAGGUAGAGGAAAAGCAGCGCCAAGCGGAAUAUGAGGAGAACCAUGGGAGUCCAGCUGUGGAGGAGGAGCUCCCAUCUGAGGGCGGUGCAGAGGUGGGCCUGGCUUUAAUUUCUGCUCCCUAAGACGCAGGCUCCUUAUAUUCCUGUGGUCACUCUGAUAUUGACAUUCAUCUGCUCAAAGGCACUGCAAAGGACUUAACUCAUCCCUGCAAACAAAACAAAAACAAACUUUUCCCACAAUUCAACUGACAGUUCGUUUAAACUGGAAUCUUACAGGAGAAGCUGCAGCAGUGCAGAAGCUAGCAGGCAGUUCUGCGGUCACCCCACCCCAACACACACACGCACACACACAAGCACAACCCCUCCUUCUGUCAGCACUGAGGCACCCAGCAGCCAGCCAUGUUGCUCAUGAGCGUAUGCAAAGCCACUGGUUGAAACUAAGUGCCUGCUUUAGACCACAGAGCAAAACAAGGCCAUGACAUUCAAUAGGGAGAUUACCAGAACUCUUGAACAGGAAGUGAACCACCACAGUCCGCAUCAACACAGGAAACUGAUCACCAUGUUGCAGUGCAGGAUGCAAAAAGACAAGCGAAUUAUCCCUGUGGUGACCCAUUGGACAGGUGAUAUGAACACAGAUGAUAUGAAAAAUUGAUAUUUUUGCUAUUAAAAAAAACAACAAACCUUGCGAGCAUUGUUAAUUAAAUAUAUUUCUUAAUAAUGCUGAAGCCAGUAGCAUCAGCAGACACAUCAGGCAUAUUGGGUGGGGUCAUAUCCUGCUACCUAGCUGUUACUGGUUCCCUAUCUUGAAGACCUUUUAAAGACUAAAGAUGUUUGAACGGACGUGGAUAAAACAAAUCCAAACAGUGUCUGCCCUGCAGUUUCUCAAACUCUUGUUCUCUUUUUAAAAGGCGCUUGGUUGUCACAACACUUGUCACUUAAUGUAAUGUUUACAGGGCUCAUGGGGCCUAGCAAGGUUGUGCUCCUGACUGUGUGACAGUAUGUAUGGAUGUCUUUUUGUUGCUCUAAUUUUAUAAAUGUGAAUAAGGAGACUUAUAAGUCUCGCCUACUGAUGUUUUCCAUGCUUAGUUUCUAUGCAUAAAAAAAAAACUGCAAUUUUACAUACAUGUGAAACGGGUGUGUUUUAUUUUUCUCUAUUUGUACUUGUUGGAUUAUUGUGGUGGUAAUUUCUUUUUUUCCGUUGUUUACAUUUGUAAAGUGCUGGACUGCUUGAAGCUUAUGCAUGUUUUGCAGCCAUUUGAAAGGUUCAGUACUCUCCUUUUUGCCUGUGUUUGAAUUAGUCCUAAUUUAUGGAUGCUGCAUGUUGGUGGUUGUGUAACUGAAAAACUGUUUAAAGCUGAACUACAGGGUUGAGAGGUGCAGUAAUAGCUAGUUGAUUGGUGGAGUUUUUUGCGGGCACCACCGAACGAGCACUUGCGUGUGUGUGAGAGUGAGUGAGUGAGUGAGUGAAAUGAAUGGGGUUUUUUUUCCGUGUAUGUACAGGGAAAUUCUCUGGUGACACUUUGACUUGAACCCUCUGUCCUACGAUCUUGUGUCCAAAGUGUGACGCAGCUCGUCAUAAGCAUCAUGUUGGGCGUCCAGAAGGUCAGCGUGCGUCAAGAACAGGCGACAAUGAUCUUAAGCUCAGGAACACAAGAGAACCGUGGGUAGCUUAUAGCAUAUCAUCAGGAAAUCCAUCAAUUUGACAUGGCAAUACAAGAGGACAGGGUUGUGAAGUGUAGUGCCGCCGACUCUUUUGUGACUACUGUGAUGACCUUGACUUUGUGCUACCUUGUUUUUUGUUUUUUCUUUUUUAAAUUUCUCUUUAAACUCAUGUCAGGGAACCCCAAUUUUUGACACUUUUGAGAAAAAGAAAAAACUAUAACUAUUAUGUGCUUUGUGUGUGAAAUGAUGGUGGUGAAUGUGAGCAAUUGAUGUGGAAUGAGUGGAAUGCAAACUGUUCAGGGACAAUAUUUUGUAUAUAGAUUGACAGCCAUUCUCGCUCUGAUUAACUGCCUGUCACUGCUCCGUGCCCUCGACUUGUUUUCCCAGCAUUUCUGGUUGUCUCUGCUCUUCUCUGUGCUGAACACUGGCUACUGUGAGGCUACCGCUCCACUGUCUUUGUAAACUUGACACCGUUUUGUAAUUGACCUUGUCAUGAGGAAGCUCAAUAAAGAAUUGAGGCGAGACAUGCA